Molecule: messenger RNA, 2242 nt
Organism: Pimephales promelas (fathead minnow)
Lineage: Eukaryota; Metazoa; Chordata; Actinopteri; Cypriniformes; Leuciscidae
Gene: stk17a
Product: serine/threonine kinase 17a
Biological process (GO): protein phosphorylation; positive regulation of apoptotic process; intracellular signal transduction
Cellular component (GO): nucleus
Molecular function (GO): ATP binding; protein serine/threonine kinase activity
Source: RefSeq, a predicted model, not a curated record
CAGCUCGACUGACUUCAGUUACUCAGAACCGGAGCGAGUAGACCAGGAAAGCUGUUUUCCUCGCAGCCUAGAACAUUAAACUCUCUCAGGAGGACUUUUAACCGAAGAUGAAAGUAUCAACAGUUUAUAUUUUAGACACGUUUCCAUCUUCGGUCUAAAUUCAGCGGGAUAAACUGUUUUAUUAAGCGAGGUAGAGUGAUAAUAUUCGGUUCACUGUGUAAAGUGGACUGGGCUUGCAGGUAAAAACAAACAGGUAUAAGUCCAGAGAUAAGACCGAUCAGCAGCCGUGAUGAUUCCCGAAUGUCCACGAACGAGUGAGUCCAGAAGCCGUGUUCGGUGUGAAUCGGGUCCGAACCGGUCCGGGUUACUGUGCGAGAUCCGAACCGCGAUCAGGAGCGAGCCGUUCACCGAGCGCUAUGACGUCAUCCCCGGGAGAGAACUCGGCAGAGGCAAGUUUGCUGUGGUGAGGAAAUGUGUGGAGAAAAGCACCGGUAAAGAGUUUGCAGCGAAGUACAUGAGGAAGAGGAGGAAGGGCCAAGACUGCAGGACCGAGAUCAUCCACGAGAUCGCCGUCCUGGAGCUGGCGGGAGCCUGUCCUCGCGUCGUCAAUCUGCACGAGGUCUACGAGAUGGCCAGCGAGAUGGUGCUCGUUCUGGAAUAUGCUGCAGGAGGGGAGAUCUUUAACCAGUGUGUGGCGGACCGAGACGAGGCGUUUAAAGAGGACGAUGUGAAGAGGCUGAUGAGGCAGAUUCUGGAAGGAGUGGCUUUCCUUCACCGGAGGAACGUCGUGCAUCUGGACCUCAAACCUCAGAAUAUCCUCCUCACCAGCGAGGCUCCGCUCGGACACAUAAAGGUGGUGGACUUCGGGCUGUCGAGGCUGGUGGGCAGCGGGCACGAGAUCAGGGAGAUUAUGGGAACGCCGGAGUAUGUAGCUCCAGAAGUCCUGAAUUAUGAGCCGAUCAGCACAGCGACGGACAUGUGGAGCAUCGGCGUCCUCGUGUACGUGAUGCUGACGGGCAUCUCUCCGUUCCUGGGCGACGAUAAGCAGGAGACGUUCCUCAACAUCUCUCAGAUUAACGUCAGCUACACCGAGGAAGAGUUCGAGACGCUGGACGAGUCCGCCAUCCUCUUCAUCAAGUCCCUGCUCAUCAAAGAACCUGAAAGCCGAGCGACCGCAGAAGACUGUCUCAAACACCAGUGGCUUCAGCUGAAGGAGCAGGACCUGAAGGAGAGCAUCUGUGAGCCGGUCAGCCCUGAUGAAGAAGAGGAGGAGGAGGAGGAGCUGUUCGUCAUGGCCUCCUACACCCCCGACCCCAAGGCCAUCUCCAAACGCUUCAAGUUCCAGGAGCCCUUCUCCACGCUUCCCGGAGGAUUCAUCUACUGACACACACACACACACACACGGUCUCCUCACUGUAAAAACGGUUCAGUUCUCUCACUUAAGAAACUGUGGAAACCCGUUGCCUUACAAUUAAGUAAAGAACAGAAAAAAAUAAGUAGUGGAAUUGUCAAGUUCAAGUUUAUUUACUUAAUAAUUUUAAAGGCAACAGGUUUUUUAAGUAAAUAAUCUUAAUGCUUAAUUGAAAAAUAAGUUAUGUGAACCUGAUAACUCCACAGUACUUAAUUUUUUCGAUUAAACUUGACGUUUAUUUACUUAAUAAUUUUAAGUGAAGUCCACUGAUCCCUUUUUACAGCCGUUCCCUCGCCUCGUGAUCUGAACCUGUAAGCCAAACCAUGUGUGUCGUUCCUGUUCUCUGUUUGUGCUGCUUUACAUUUACACGCGUUCGCUCCUGAAGACGAGCCUUGCUGUGAUUCUCACGCGCUCUUUCCAUCUCCUUCUGGUGCCAUGCUUCAAUAUUUUGAUGAUAAGGGUCAUAAACGUGUCUUGUGAUGUUGUCUUCUGUUUGCCUUUGCCAUGUUUGUACAAAAUUAAUGUUGUUGUUUUUUUCUGCAAUCCAGAGGCAAGCAGAAUUAAAUGUAAAUUAAUCUAAUUUUAUAUUAAGAGUAUUUCAGUGUCAUGUUUAAAAAGCCAUUUUGCAUGUUCAGGUCAUUCCUGGGUAAAGAUUUCCACAGCAAUAACACUUACAUUUACACAUAUAUAUAUGAAGAAAAUGUGUUUAUUUUAACUCAUGUUAGAGUUAUAACUGUAAAUUGAUUUGUCACUAUAAAGAAAAAUUUUAAUGGGAACAAAUUUCCAAGUGACUGUCUUGAUGCUGUAAAUAAAACUUUGUCUUGAAGGCCA